AUGCAAAUCACUGGAAACGCUUUUAUUGUCACUGGCGGCGCAAGUGGCCUCGGUGAAGCAACCGUCAAAGAGAUCGUCAAGCGUGGAGGUAACGUUGCGAUCUUUGACUUGAACGGUGAAGGAGCUGCUGAGCUCGCCAAAUCCUUGGGAUCCAACGUGUUGGCUGUUGGCAAAGUGGAUAUCACUUCAGAGGAAGAUGUUCGGUUAGCAAUCGAAAAGACCGUGGCUCGCUUUGGUAACAUUGCAGGCGUCGUCAACUGUGGUGGUGUAGCAGGUGCUGCCAAGAUUGCUCGUCGUGGUAGCUCUGCACACACAAUGUCGAUGGAUCUCUUUGACUUUAUUGUUCGUGUCAACUUGCUUGGUACCUUUAAUGUGUGUCGUCAAGUCGCUCAAACCAUGGCCAACCAAGAAAAGACCUAUACUGAUGAAGAUGGUGAGCGUGGUGUCAUUAUCAACACUGCAUCAGUUGCUUUCCAAGACGGUCAAGCUGGCCAAACCGCCUAUAGCGCUAGCAAAGGAGGCGUUGCUUCCAUGACCCUUCCUAUGGCUCGUGAUCUUGCUCCUGCUGGUAUCCGUGUUAUGUCCAUUGCACCAGGUCUCUUUGAAACCAACAUGACCGCAAACACUCCCCCCAAGGCCAAAGCCAAGAUCCUCAAGGAUGCCAUUUUCCCUGACCGUAUGGGCCAUGCUUCUGAAUACGCUAUGCUUGCUUGCCAUUUGAUUGAGAAUACAAUGAUGAAUGGUGAAAUUGUUCGUAUUGAUGGUGCUAGCCGUCUCGGCAAAUUGUAA
Lichtheimia ornata is the source of this 789-nucleotide messenger RNA. RefSeq lists its product as uncharacterized. NCBI's taxonomy places the organism in Eukaryota, Fungi, Mucoromycota, Mucoromycetes, Mucorales, Lichtheimiaceae. The coding region runs from base 1 to 789 and encodes 262 amino acids. The transcript has 8 exons. The record is from RefSeq and is a predicted model, not a curated record. Gene Ontology annotation, molecular function: oxidoreductase activity.